UAUUCAUUGUGGCUAUACUGUUUUAGAGAGAAGGACAUAUCCUGCAAUAGUUUUCGUUUACAUUACAAUUAAGCCAACAAGGUAAAAUUUUGUUGAGGAGGAUAAGAAUACUGGAAUGGAGAGCUACAUUUAUGGAAUUGGAAUUGCAGUCCUCAUUUUCAAGAUUUUGCUUUGGAUGUGCAUCUGUGCAAUUCGCUCUAACAGAAGAGAACACCAGCGAAAAAUAUAUAUUCAGUCAAUCCCAGGAAGUGGCCAGAUUCGCCGUGUAUCAAAUACAAGACAGAUUAAAGAUAAUGACAGGGCAUCAAUUGUGAAAAAUGAGGAGAUACCACAAUCAUACUAUCCUCCUGGGAUUCCCCCUCCAUAUACAGAUAUCUACCCCGCCAUGAACCGAGAACAGCCAUCAAGAAUUGUCUAGAGGACAUCUUGUGUUAAGAAUGAAUAGUCAUAAUCUUUAUACAUGCACUUUUACUAGUUUCCCCAAGUAAUUUCCUGUUCUUUAUAACAUGAUCUUCAAAAAAUUAAAAGUUCAUACACUUUUGUUAAUAGCUUUAGUCUUGGGGAUUUAAAUGGUUUUUUGCUGCUAGGCAACAUUUAUUUAAAUAAGGCUCUGAUCGUCUGCUAAAAUUUUCAACCCUAACAUUAAUACUUUAAAUGUUUAUUGUCUUGAAAACCCUCUUUUAGUUAAUUAUCAAGUUUGAUGAAAAUGUCUCUGGUUUUUGAAAUACAUGAAUACUAUUUACAAAUAAAGAUUGAAAAUUCGCUUGAAUACAGAUAUUUGUCAGAAUAAGAUAAAAAGAAUCAAGUCUAGUCUCGAGACCAUAAACUGAGAACAGACUUAAGUCAAAAUUUUGAUUUUGAAUAUCUACAGUUAAAACAGAGACAUAUAAGUGAACUAAUGUGCAUGAAAAUUUGCAUGUUUGUGUAAUUCACAAGUUCAUACUCAAGUUGAAAAUUUUGUUCAUUAUCCUAAUUAUUUAAAAAAAUAUAUUGAUUUGAAAUUUUGACUUUUGAAGUCUGUUCUCAGUUUAUAAUCAUGGAGUCUAGUUAAAGUUAAUGACAAUGAUGAAAUCUGUAUAGUAGUGUGAGAAUAUAACAAUAAAAUUUGGAUGUUAAAUGUUUACAACUUUCUGAUGGAUCACUUCUGUAAAUAAAAAAAAAACUAAAGAAGACUGAUAACAUAAAAUUAAUACGUUGACGAUUGAACAUUAUGUCACGUCUAUACUGUAGUAUGCUAAUUAAAUGAAAUGUUUAUUGUUUCUUGAAGACCUGUUCAGUAUUCUGUCGAUUUUGUUUGCUUUUAACAUAAAUAAUUUAAUUUUAAUACAAAUACAGAUACUUAUCUAUAAUAUUGUUUAUGUUGUAAUCAUUAUAUUGAAGUGAA
Molecule: messenger RNA, 1384 nt
Organism: Saccostrea echinata
Lineage: Eukaryota; Metazoa; Mollusca; Bivalvia; Ostreida; Ostreidae
Exons: 4
Coding region: 116-418 (100 amino acids)
Source: RefSeq, a predicted model, not a curated record